Zymoseptoria tritici IPO323 is the source of this 609-nucleotide messenger RNA. RefSeq lists its product as uncharacterized. NCBI's taxonomy places the organism in Eukaryota, Fungi, Ascomycota, Dothideomycetes, Mycosphaerellales, Mycosphaerellaceae. The record is from RefSeq and is a predicted model, not a curated record. The coding region runs from base 1 to 609 and encodes 202 amino acids. The transcript is spliced from 5 exons.
AUGUCGCAUGAGUUCGCCAAGGCAGGAGAGCGGACGUGGCUGUGCUCCCUUGCAAGUGGGUAUGCUGUCAGUGCAAUGCCCGUGGUACCUGACAGCGAAGACUUGGGCUGGGUAGAAGAGGAAGCCGGCGAGGGCGGGUUGAUCGAGAUCGUGGAGGCGUGCCAAAGCGCAUCAUUGGGUCGAUUCAUGGGUCAUGGCGAAGAGUUUCCGGGUUUGCAGUCCGCAAUUUCCGGUGUAGUAGGGAUGCAGCGUUUUGGGCAGGACACGCUCAGAGGCUGGGAGUUUCUCAGUGCAAGCCGGAGCAUGAAGGUCGUAAUCGGCGCCGAUACAAUUCUCUUGAGAGCCUUCUGCUCGUUGGAAACCAACAUCGUUCGUUACGCCAGUCGCAAGUCGUCCUGCCGGUCAAGCGAUGCUGACACGGGUAUCCAUAUCGGCAACACCGGGCGGUAUUUCGAAGAGAUUACAAGUGCUUCGCUCCUCCGCGCUCGAUGCACUGAGGCAUACGGUGAUUCUCGUUUCGAUGGACUGGAAUACAUCAUGAAGUUGUCGUUGGAAGGCGGAGGGCAAACUGCAGCGACAUUCGGAGGAUAUGGAGGCCACGGGCCGUAG